Molecule: messenger RNA, 729 nt
Organism: Ochotona curzoniae (black-lipped pika)
Lineage: Eukaryota; Metazoa; Chordata; Mammalia; Lagomorpha; Ochotonidae
Product: protein FAM246A-like
Exons: 1
Coding region: 1-729 (242 amino acids)
Source: RefSeq, a predicted model, not a curated record
AUGGCGACAGAGCGCGGACGCCAGUGGACCCAGGCCCGCGGCGCGUAUGCCGCGAGCGAGGCGUUGCGGCGCGGCGCCGGCCGCCAGCGGGACCCCACGGCGCAGUCCAAUGGGCCGGGCCCCGAGGACGUCCGGGCUCCGGGCCGCCUGGCCCGACUGCGAGGCCAGCUGCGGGCGGAGGCGGCGGCGCGGCUCGAGGCACCGCGGCUGCUGCGCCUGGUGGAGCGCGCAGAGGCCGCGCGGGCCGAGGAGGGCCCCGGCGAGAGGGCCGAGACGCGUAGCGGCGGCUCAGUGUGCUCCGUGUGCGGCGAGCCGCGCGGCGGGGCCACCUACCCGGCGGGCGUCCUGGAGGUGAGCGAGCAGCGGCUGCAGGAGGGGCUGGCGGCCGUGCGUGCCGAGCUUGGCGCGGGGCUCGAGGCGCUGCGGGCGGAGCUUCGCACCGAGCUGGACGCGCUACGCGCGCUGCUGCCACCCGCGCCGCCGCAGCCUGCGCCCGCCGCCGCGCGCCGCGAGCCCCGCGCCCCCGCAGCCACAGCAGCCAGCACCGCCGCCCCGCGCGGGGCGCCCCGCGGCGCGGUCCUGCUGCGGGCGCUCGGCACCGUGAACGCUCUGGCGGUGGCCUCGAGGUCCACGGAAAACGGCCCCGAUGGCCCCGCGGACGGCGCCGCGAACCGAGCCUCGACCCGCAAGAGCCUCAAGAAGACUCCAGUGCUAGGUGGCGCGGACUGA